AUUGUUUGCAGUUAUUUAAAAUUAUUUUAUUAUACAACCAACCACUUCCAUAACCUCCAAAACCCAACAGUGAGGUUAUCCAGUUAUCAAAAUAUGAGGUUAAGCUAAGGAACAUAAACAAACACUGCUUUAAAAAUGUUAAUCACUUUGUGCCGACUGUGUCGCCGUAUACCAAACACAAACUACAGACGAAAUGUGAUUCCCAACAUCCACAAAUCAAACUUUUUCACCAACUCCGGUUUUAACCAAAAAGUGAGCCCCUCAGGUGAUCAACGAACGAAAAACAUUAAAUCCACCCUCUAUUAUAUAAUGGCAGCGGGUGUCGUAACUGUAGGGAUGAGCUAUGCAGCCGUUCCACUUUAUAGAAUGUUCUGCCAGGCAUACAGUUAUGGGGGCACCACUGCACAAGGCCACGACUCCAGCAAAGUUGAGAGUAUGACUGCUGUUAAGCACAAACCAAUUAAAAUUAAGUUUAAUGCCGAUACUGCGGCCAGUAUGAGGUGGAAUUUUAAGCCACAACAGACUGAAAUUACGGUGUUUCCAGGAGAGACUGCUUUAGCAUUUUAUACUGCAACAAAUCCUACUGAUCAUCCUGUUACUGGUAUUAGUACUUAUAAUGUGGUGCCAUUUGAAGCUGGACAAUAUUUUAAUAAAAUACAGUGCUUUUGUUUUGAAGAACAACAAUUAAACCCUCAUGAACAAGUUGAUAUGCCAGUAUUCUUUUAUAUAGAUCCAGAAAUUACUGAAGAUCCUUAUAUGGAAUAUGUUAAUGAAAUCACAUUGUCUUACACAUUUUUUGAAGCAAAAGAUGGUUUAAAAUUACCUGUACCUUCAUAUGUAAAAUAGGAAUAAAAUAAUUUUUGUUGAUGUUGAA
Messenger RNA from Aethina tumida (small hive beetle), 874 nucleotides. RefSeq names its product cytochrome c oxidase assembly protein COX11, mitochondrial (gene Cox11). The record is from RefSeq and is a predicted model, not a curated record. NCBI's taxonomy places the organism in Eukaryota, Metazoa, Arthropoda, Insecta, Coleoptera, Nitidulidae. Gene Ontology annotation, molecular function: copper ion binding. The transcript is spliced from 3 exons. Gene Ontology annotation, cellular component: mitochondrial inner membrane. Bases 136 to 846 code for a protein of 236 amino acids.